AGGGGGUCUUUAUUUUAUUUGAACAACCUGUUGAUAAAUCAGUAGUUGAAUAGCUUAGCCUCGGAAAUCAAUAGAAAAGCCUCACCUUGUUCCGGCUACCGGUAAAAGCGACGUUAUGAGUACCGCUACGGUUCACAAAGUUUUCGUGUACGGCACGUUGAAAAAAGGGGAACCCAAUCAUUUUUGGUUUUCUAAAUCUUCCGAGGGUUUCUGCAAGUACCUUUGCGACGCCAAAACGAAAGAGAAAUUCCCUCUGAUAAUCGCGACUGAGUAUAACAUUCCCUUCCUGCUGCAUAGUCCAGGUAACGGUUAUCAAGUGAAAGGGGAAGUGUAUGAAGUUGAUGAUAAAGUGAUGGCAGACCUGGACGAUUUGGAGGGCUAUCCAGGUUUUUACGCGAGAGAUAUAUAUGACGUUAUCCCGCUCGAUGGUCCAGAAUCUACGAUGAAAGUCUGGAUUUAUUUGAUAAAAAAUUACAAGGAAAAGCUCUUGAAGGAACAUUUUUAUGAAAGCUACAGUGACUCUGGGAGUCAUGGGAAAAGAUACGUUGUGAGGUAUUUGCGCAUCAAUGGUGAUUAUAAGGCUUCAAUAUUGAAGUAAAUGUUUUCUUUUGAUUGCAGUGAAAAUGCAUCGCUCGAAGAUUUGAAUUUGUAUAACUCAAUGGUUGUGGCAAUUUCUUGUAUAUCCCAAGUGUGACUAAUAUACCUA
This is a messenger RNA of Leptinotarsa decemlineata (Colorado potato beetle), 706 nucleotides long. Its product is annotated as putative gamma-glutamylcyclotransferase CG2811. The record is from RefSeq and is a predicted model, not a curated record. Lineage: Eukaryota; Metazoa; Arthropoda; Insecta; Coleoptera; Chrysomelidae.